AGAAAUAGAUGUCUGCUGUCAAUAAUGUAUAGAGCAGUGUUACAGAAAUCUCUCACCGUGUCUGGUGUUAGGGAGUGUCUUCACAUUUCCCGUGUUACAUCAGACCGGGUCUGGAUCAGUGAUUUUGAUGGCAAUCUUAUACUGACAAACACACGAGGUGAAGAACUAGAUCAUCUGACAGAUAUAGGUAGAGUUUUGGGAGGACACAGUGUGAAUUCUUACGGUGAUCUAAUUUAUAUAGACAGGAAUUAUAACAUCAAUAAACUGUCUACAGAGAACAAAGAAAAGACUACAAUAAUAAAGUACAACAACACAGCACCAUGGGGACCAGAGUGUGUCUACAGCUCCCCAUCCACUGGACACCUGCUGGUCGCGAUGACUUACUGCACUAAUAAUAAAUUUACAGGCAAGGUAGUGCGGUAUAACUCCACAAGAGAAAACAUCCAGACCAUACAGCACCACAACAUCACAGGUCAGGGACUGUAUAGUAGUCCUGACUACAUCACAGAGAACCGCAAUGGAGAUGUUAUUGUGUCUGACUCUAUCCGUGGUGCUGUAGUGGUGACAGAUCGUGACGGUAAUUACCGAUUCUCCUACAGACGUCCUCAAUCAGGAUCAGGACUAGCACCACAAGGAAUCUGUACUGACGCACUGUCACACAUCCUGGUGUGUGAUUGGGACACCCAGUCAGUACAGAUGUUAGACUGUGAUGGUCACUAUCUGACAGAGAUAAAGACAUCACAACACGGGAUAAACACACCAUACGGCCUGAGUUAUGAUGAGGACACACACCUACUGUGGGUAGGGGAUUACAGACACAACACAGUCAACAUAUACAGUGUGGUACAUACAGACUCUCUGACUGGUCUCCCUGUGGAGGAUUUCAAAUGCAGGAAACAUCCAAGCCGUCCGUUAUCCCAGUUCUGUAUCCCGUGUGACGUCACCUUGUGUAUAAUGUGCAUCUUGACAUCUGGUGAACAUAAAAAACAUGAUGUUAGAAAUGUUGAGAAAUUAUUCAGAGAAAUUCACAAGGAAAAAGGUUUGUAAUUAUACAGAAUGUGUUUUAUUUGAAACAUCUAGACCAAAAUAAUCAACCGUGUCCUUCAUUUUUAGCUCACCUGUGCUGAAAGCUCAAGUGAGCUUUUCUGAUCACAUUUUGU
Saccostrea cuccullata (small rock oyster) is the source of this 1160-nucleotide messenger RNA. Its product is annotated as tripartite motif-containing protein 3-like. Gene Ontology annotation, molecular function: ubiquitin protein ligase activity; zinc ion binding; translation repressor activity. The record is from RefSeq and is a predicted model, not a curated record. The transcript has 2 exons. Gene Ontology annotation, biological process: protein polyubiquitination; negative regulation of translation; proteasome-mediated ubiquitin-dependent protein catabolic process. The annotation marks the transcript as partial. Lineage: Eukaryota; Metazoa; Mollusca; Bivalvia; Ostreida; Ostreidae.